Molecule: messenger RNA, 1434 nt
Organism: Daldinia childiae
Lineage: Eukaryota; Fungi; Ascomycota; Sordariomycetes; Xylariales; Hypoxylaceae
Exons: 3
Coding region: 1-1434 (477 amino acids)
Source: RefSeq, a predicted model, not a curated record
AUGAGUAGAUACAAUUCCUAUUCCGAUGAGGACUCGGAUCUCGAUAUUCGUGUGAGACAUCGGCAUGCCUCAGCCUCUCCUCGCCCUCCGGCUCCCCCUACGCUUGCGCAUUAUGUUGAGGCUCCGAACCGGUCUCGGCCCCGCUUCUACGAGACUGGUCCCCGAGUUGAGGAUCGGUUUCUAACCCCGACAAAUGAGCGUACCUUGGUUACUACUAGGCGCUCUGUUUCGCGGGAUCGUCGUCCGGGUUCUCCUGGGAGCAAUGUGUCUCAGCCGGCGCCACCUCCCGUCAUUAUUAACAACCGCAUUUACAAUAACUCAGAUUCGGAAUCGCUAUCCUACUCCGAUUCCGAGGACGAGUACAAGCGAUCCCGAUCUCAUCGUCGUCGCCACCGCUCGCACUCUCGUGUCUCAUCCAGCCACUCCCGUGAACGUGAACAUGAACGUGAACUUGAACUCCAACGUGAACUCGAGCUUCAACGCGAGCGCGAUGCCUUUGCGCUCGAGCAUGUGCGCGUAGACUAUGAGAAAGAGAUUGAGAUGCGGCGCCGCGAACAUGAGAAAGAAAUCGAGAAUAAGCGUCGAGAGUACGAGCUGGAGCGUACGCGCAAGGAGCUGCAAGAGAUCAAGUUGGCCAAGCAGAUUGAGCAAGAAGAGCAGCGGCGAAACCGGACUAUGCAAGAAGAACGAGACCUGCGAGAUGCCAAGAAGGAGCUUGACGCAAUCCGCAAGGCCAAGGCAGACGACGAGUACGAGCGGCGCGUAAAGCAGAAGCUCGAGCUUGAGCGCAUGAAAGCUGAAGAAGCCGCGCUUGAGGAGAAGCGGCGUCGUGACAAGGAAGCCAAGGAGAUCAUCGACAAGUACAAGCGCGAGGAGGCCGAGCGCAAGCUCCGCGAGAAGCAAGAAGCCGAGCAGCGCGAGAAGGAGUACAAAACCAAGAUGCAAGAGCACCUGCUCAGGUCCGGGCUCGACGAGAAAGAGAUCAACGCCAUCCUCGCCGGCGAGAAGAUCAAGCGCGAGAAGGAAAAGAAGGAGAAGGAGAAGGAGAAGGAGAAGAAGGAAGAAAAGAAGGAAGAGAAAAAAGAAGAGGAUAGGCCGAUUUACACACGCAUGGCUCGGCGACAUCUUUCGAUUGAGACCCUUAGGGCUUAUAACAUCGACUUUCAGCUUGACCCCGAUCCCGAUUACAUCUUGAUCAAGCGAUGGGUGGCAGAGCCAGAGCAGGAUAUGCUCUGGAGACACACCAAGAUCAUCCGAGAGAAGCGUUCCAGCUCUACCUCUUCUGGCAAGCUUAUCAUGAGCAUCGAAGAAGGCAAGAAACAUCACCAUCAUCAUCAUCUCGAGCCUGAAUUCGAAUGGGUUCGCAAGAAGGAGCGCCGACGCAGCCGAUCCCCUUCAUUGCUCAUGUAUCUAGCCGGCGGACGGCCAUCAUAG